Molecule: messenger RNA, 2032 nt
Organism: Telopea speciosissima
Lineage: Eukaryota; Viridiplantae; Streptophyta; Magnoliopsida; Proteales; Proteaceae
Product: ABC transporter G family member 1-like
Exons: 9
Coding region: 35-1981 (648 amino acids)
Cellular component (GO): membrane
Molecular function (GO): ABC-type transporter activity; ATP binding; ATP hydrolysis activity
Source: RefSeq, a predicted model, not a curated record
AAAUUUUUAUAACCAGGGUGGAUCGGAGGAUUUAAUGAAUGGAAAUGGUGUCUACUUGACAUGGGAGGAUGUGUGGGUGAGGGUUUCCAAUGGGAAAGGUGGAACACGAGCAAUCCUGCAGGGGCUCACCGGAUACGCUCAACCGGGUGAGCUCUUGGCCAUCAUGGGUCCUUCUGGUUGCGGCAAGUCCACCCUUCUCGAUACCUUGGCAGGGCGUCUUGGUUCAAACACAAGGCAAUCAGCAGGAGAGGUGCUUGUCAAUGGCCGCAAACAAAUGCUGGCGUUUGGCACUUCGGCGUACGUGACUCAAGACGAUACACUAAUGACCACAUUAACGGUGAGAGAGGCCGUAUACUACUCAGCCCAGCUGCAACUGCCCGAUUCGAUGUCAAAAUCUGAGAAGAAGGAGAGAGCAGAGACGAGCAUUAGGGAGAUGGGCUUGCAAGAUGCCAUGAAUACCAGGAUAGGAGGGUGGAGUGUGAAAGGACUUAGCGGUGGCCAAAAGAGGAGAGUGAGCAUUUGCAUAGAGAUCUUGACUCGCCCCAAGCUUCUCUUCCUCGACGAACCCACGAGCGGCCUUGACAGUGCCGCAUCGUUCCAUGUCAUGAAUCGAAUCGCCAAACUCGUACGGCACGAUGGAAGGACUGUAAUCGCUUCCAUCCAUCAGCCCAGCACUGAAGUGUUUGGGCUUUUCGACAAUCUCUGUCUUCUCUCCUAUGGAGCAACGGUUUUCUUCGGUCCUGCUUCUCAAACCAAUGAGUUCUUCGUUCUAAAUGGAUUCCCAUGUCCAACUUUGAUGAACCCAUCAGAUCACUUCCUCAGAACAAUCAACAAAGACUUUGAGCAGGAUAUCGAACAAGGUCAUGGUGCCAAGACUCUAACCACAGAGGAAGCCAUUAAAGUCCUUGUGGAUUCAUAUAAGACAUCUGAAACAUACCAGCAAGUUCAGAGAUGGGUGUCUCAGUUACGCAACAGGGAAGGAGCAGUGGUGAAGAAGGGGAGCCAAGCAGGAUUCCUUACUCAGUCCCUUGUUCUCACAAGAAGAUCCUGUGUGAAUAUGUUUCGUGAUCUAGGAUACUACUGGUUGCGGUUUGCCAUCUACAUUGCACUCUGCUUAUGUGUGGGCACAAUCUAUUAUGAUAUUGGUCACACUUAUGGAUCAAUUCAGGCAAGAGGUUCAAUGCUCAUGUUUGUAGCUGCAUUCUUAACAUUUAUGGCUAUUGGUGGAUUCCCUUCUUUUGUUGAAGACAUGAAGAUCUUCCAAAGGGAGAGAUUAAAUGGGCACUAUGGUGUGGGUGCAUUUGUUAUUGGCAAUACACUUUCUUCCAUUCCUUACUUGAUUAUAAAUUCUCUGAUCCCCGGGGCAAUUGCUUAUUAUCUUGUGGGUCUUCAAGGAGGAAUUGAACACUUCGUCUUCUUUGCGUUGGUGCUUUUCAUGUGCAUAAUGUUGGUAGAGAGUUUAAUGAUGAUCGUUGCGAGUAUCGUACCCGAUUUCCUAAUGGGAAUUAUUACUGGAGCUGGGAUUCAAGGAGUGAUGAUGUUGAAUGGUGGAUUCUUUAGGUUGCCGGAUGAUCUCCCUAAACCUGUUUGGAAGUAUCCCAUGUACUACAUCGCCUUCCAUAAGUAUGCCAACCAAGGAUUCUACAAGAAUGAGUUUGAAGGGUUAACAUUUCCUAAUAACCAAGCAGGAGGAUCAUCCAGCAUCAUCACUGGAGAUCAAAUUUUGAGAAAUAUAUGGCAAGUGGAGAUGGGGUAUUCUAAGUGGGUUGAUUUUGCAAUCUUGUUUGGUAUGGUGCUUCUGUAUCGUUUCAUGUUCUUUGGUAUUAUAAAGACCAUUGAAAAGGUUAAGCCAAUUAUAAGAGGUUGUCAGGCUGUCCCUCCUAAGGAAACAACCCAUCUCGUUGUGGAUUCCUCAAAAGAGAGAGAGAGAGAGAGAGAGAGAAACAAAGUUGUAAUCAAAUGUUGCUCUUUUAAUUUGUAAUAGGUUUAAGGUGUCGUUAUCUUCAGCUUUUGGGUAGUUACUUUGUAAUUA